This is a messenger RNA of Parnassius mnemosyne (clouded apollo), 4933 nucleotides long. Lineage: Eukaryota; Metazoa; Arthropoda; Insecta; Lepidoptera; Papilionidae. The record is from the annotation of a GenBank genome assembly.
GACAGCGAGCAGCGAUUGCCGAGUGUUCGUGUUUCAAUCGGUUUCAAUAUAUUUUAUUUUAUAUAAUCAAAGAAAAGGAAUGUAAAUUGUAAAUCACAACAAUAUGAUGUAAUAUAUUCUAAGUUUAUAAAUAAUCCGUGUUAAUUAUCUUAAACGUAUUAAAGAGAUAACCGAAAAAAUAUAUUUAUGCAAAAAUGACUGAGUAUUGGAAGUCACAACCGCGCAAAUAUUGUGAAUUUUGCAAGUGUUGGUUAACAGACAAUAAAGUGGCAAGUAUUUAUUUUAACUGAGUAUUUGUAAAAUAUAAUUUAUUUAUUGGGACUUUUAUAUGUAAGGGUACAUAUAAACUUUGGAUCAGGUAAGUAAUUGGGUUGGAUUUACAAUUGUUUGGCAGGAGUUCAUGGGAGUAAAGUGGUGUAUUUAGUAGAGGUGCCCGAUUAUAACAAUACCACUUCCUAACUAAAAUAAAACUAUUAUAACCUAUAAAUGGAUAAAACAUGGAAAAAUUUAUGCAAUAUUACUGUGAAAGUUGGAUAGCAUACAUAAUUUUGUGUAAGUGUUGACAUAAGAUCAUUUUAAAGAAUAGUGUCAUAGAUAUAGGAGAUAUUAUUUUAGUGGCAGUUUCUUACUGGCAUGCUUAACAUGUGGAUUAGCCCGUUGUUGAUGAAGCUCACAAAAGACUGAGGGAGAGUGUUAAAAAUGAAAGUGAUUGAAUUACUUUGCGUACACAAAUUAUAAGAUAACUGUAAGGAACACAAGCUUGGAAAUAAACUAUGUGCUAAAAACAUUUUUUUUUUAACAAAACUAUGUUAUGUAUUAAGAAAUUAUUUAUUUGGGUGAAUAUUUGAAGAUAGACAUAUUCAGGGUUCGUUAGUUAAGUUCAAAUAAUGCUUCCAAUUAUCUUUUUUAUGGAUUUCACCUAAAGUUUAUAGUGCAGAUUAACGAAAUAAAUCAAACGCACAGUAUUUGAACUGCUAUAUAGGCCUGAAUCUGAAGCUGUAAAUUUUCACCAAACGGUGAUGAGAUAUGAAACAAACGGUAAUUAGUAUUUUAAAAUGGUAAUUAUGCUACGUGAUUGGUAAUUAUAAAUAAAAUGAAUGAUGUACUGAAAUCACACAUUUAUAUAUUACAUCACUUAAUUUGAAAAAAAAUUGUCGAAAAUCCACCGGUUUUCUUAAUUAUUUAAUUAAGUCGGUAAAUAUUAAUUUGUCUAGUAAAUUAAAUAAAACGAACUAAAACAUUAGUUUAGAACUCAGUGUAAAUAGAAUUCAGAGUUAUACAAGCUCCAUCUAAGAUAUUUUUUAAAUUCGAUGAAAUCUUAUACAAAAAUUUAAAAACAGAUUUAUACUUAAAUCCGAAUUAGUUUCUAUUUCAUAACCAGAAACCGAGCAUGUACUUAAUCAUAAAGUCUUAAGUAGAUCUACAAGAUAACCAUGGCAAUGAUAAACAGGAAAAUACAAAACAUUUGAUGUUUCUUUCAAACUUAGGUAAACAUCAACCUAGACUUAAUUUUAAAAAUUAAGGAAAUAAAAACAAAAUAAACAGUAAUUAUCUUUCUAGUAAUCUUAAUAAAAUCAACUAAAACACUACUUCAAAACUCUUUGUCAAUAGAACUCAGCACUAUACCGGUUUCAUCUAAAAUAUUUCUUAAAUGCGAUGAGAUCAGUUACAAUAACUAUAAAAUAUUUAAAAUUGAAUUCGAAUCCGUAUCACUUUCAUAACCAAGAACUUUGCAGGUAGUCUCAAAUGCAGUCUCUUGUGGAUCUGCUAGAUCAUCACACAGCAAUGAUCCGAGAACAUUAAGCUGGCCAUCAAUUAUUUAAUUGUAAUGUAUAUUGAACAUAGUCUUGAAAUACAUCCAAAAAAUUCAUAGCACUGCCACUGCCAGAAAUAUUUACCACAUUCUCAAUGUGUAUAUUAGGGUCCAAGUGUAAUUCAUCAUCAGGUUUUAACUCCUUUGUGUUUUGACUUUAGUAAAACAUUACUUAAGAUUUUAAUAGUCCUUUUAUUCUGUGUAGUUUUAGGUUUUACUUUUGUGGUCGCAUCAGUCAUACUAUGAUUUUCAUUCUCUUUAUUUCUGAUAAGUGUAGAUUCUUUUGUGUUUUCAUAACAUUAUUUACCGACAAAUUUAGUAUGUUCACAGUCCACGUCUAAGCAUAUAAGUAACUAUUUUCUCUGAAUAUCAGGUGGUCCUUUUCUUUCUGCCACAGUAUUUGAUGAACUUUCAAUGUACCUUUCAAUGGUUUCAGCUAUUCUAAAGAUAUCAAUACAUCUUUUUCUAUUGUAUGGUAUUCUUUCACAGUUGUCAGCUUAAUUUUUUGUGUGUUUUGUCUUACGAUUUUCAAAAACCAUCUAAUUUAGCAACAUUUCUAUCUUACGCUGCAGCGACAGUGCAUUUAACAACUCCUCCUAUUUCACCUGUGUCAUUUUUUCAAUUAACAAAAGUUUUUUUAUAUCGUUGUCGUUCUUUUUAUUCUUAAAUGCUGCUUUGAUUUUAGCGUAUCGAUUCUGGCGUGUGAUUUUGGAUUUAACCAAAGUUUCCUCCUUCAACUUACUCUAAAAAAAAAAAGUUAGUAAUAGGGGGGUAGUUGGUAGUCAGUCUGUAGGUUUAUUUUGUUGCGGAAGUGGUGUCAGAUCACAUUAAACGAGCAAUAAUUGAUCACGCUUUGGUUGUAACACAAUGCGACCAAAGGCUGGCCUAGCGGAGUUAGGAGUUUCAAUAUAAUAAGAGGCCAGCUUAUACUGGUACUAAUUACCAUUUUCGAUUUCUCAUUACCGUUCCGCCAAAAUACGAACGGGAAAAAUGGUAAUUGUACAAACGGUAAUUAGAUAUUUGUACACUUUCUCACACUAUACGUUCUUUAUAGAACUUAUUAACUCGGGAACUUAAUCAAAGCAAAGAGUAUCCUGUGGCGACUAUAACUGUGCAUAAAAAUGAUAAAUAAGAAUAAUAUGCUUACCACGGGAAACUCGAACGGUAAGGAGAUUUUUGUUUGACAAACACGAUUUCUGGGCGAUUAAGGUAGGCUAUAAUUGGCGCCAAAUGACUCUUCGUCGUAUGAUCCGCACGAGUCGUGGGGCAAAACUGAGCGCGACCGCUGAGUUACCCUUUCAGAGCCCAAUACAUCAUCAUCAUCAUCAUCAUUACAGCCCUUCACAAGUCCACUGCUGAACAUAGGCCUCCCCCAAAGAAUGCCACAAAGCACGGUCCUGAGCCACCUGCAUCCAUCGACUUCCUGCAUAUCUUACCAAGUCGUCACUCCAUCUAGUGGGGGGACGCCCUACACUUCGCCUGCCGGUACGAGGCUGCCACUCGAGAACCUUUCUUCCCCAUCGGUUGUCGGUUCUUCGAGCUAUAUGGCCGGCCCAUUGCCACUUCAGCUUACUAAUCCGUUGGGCUAUGUCGGUCACUCUAGUUCUACUGCGGAUAUCCUCAUUUCUGAGUUUAUCACGCAGAGAAACUCCGAGCAUAGCCCUCUCCAUAGCUCGCUGAGCGACCUUGAGCUUCCUCAUCCGGCCAGCAGUGAAGGACCACGUCUCAGUUCCGUAUGUCAUCACUGGCAACACGCACUGGGUGUACAGUCUCGUUUUCAAGUUUUGAGGUAUACCUGACGAGAAGAUGUGCCGUAAUUUCCCGAACGCUGCCCAACCGAGUUGAAUCCGUCGAUUGACCUCUCGGUCGAAGUUGGACUUACCUAGUCGGACUAUUUGUCCCAGGUAAACAUACUCGUCAACAACUUCGAGCUUAGUGUUCCCAACAACUACCGGCAUAGGUGUGACAUGGACAUUAAACAUGAUCUUUGUUUUGUCCAUGUUCAUCUUAAGACCUAUCCGUUGGGAAACACUAUUGAGGUCAUUGAGCAUAGUGCUUAGGUCCUCCAGCGAUUUUGCCAUAAGGACUAUAUCGUCGGCAAAUCGAAGGUGAGUGAUGUGAUGCCCAAUACAUACGCGGAAAUAAAAUAACCCUGCGACUGUGUGGACAAAUGGUAGUGAGUAUAAAGUGUUGGGACAAUUUUCAAAGUCGUUACAAAUUAUUUGAAAGUGGUCUUUAAUGUGUGUAGUUUUGCUAAUUAGUAAAGCAUGUAGUGUACUAUCUAAAUUACUACAAAAAUAUACGAUCUUCGGGGUUUAUUUACAACUUUUCGAGCAUGAACUGCUAAAAUUUGGAAAUUGGGACACGAAUAGUGAUGAGAUUUGAGGAACGUUUAUGAAUAUAACUUAGUUGUUUAUUACAAUAGGAAAAUGUUAUGUACAUCUUUAUGUACUACUGGAACCAUGUUUUACGUGAAAUAAAAAAGAAUAUAACUUUAUAUCUCACUAAGUAGUUAUUUGGGGAGGGCCGCGUAAUAUGCACAUGUUCAAAGAAUCACCCAUUUGAACUUAGAUAUGAUUAUUUAAUUUGCUUGAAAAAUAAUUCUAUGAACUAAUUCAUAAAACAUUGUGGUGACAUGGAGAAAUGUAACUAAUUAGAGCUUAAUUUUCAAAUUUUUUCUAUAGAGAAAGUUACAUGUUAUUGUGUUUUCCUUUUAUGUAAUUCAAGAUCAUAUAAUAUAGUUGAAAACCAUAUACCAAAAAUUUGGUUUGUAAUCUAUAAAUUUUAAAGAAUUAUGUGAAAUAGAAAAACUAUCAAAUUUUCAAGGUAUCACCUUAAUGUAGAAGGGCCCUUCACUAGAUAGCAAUGACCUAGUAACAUGUGCAGGGUUUCAAUGGAUGCAGGCUUAUGCCAUGCAUUAAGUCAGUGUUGGGAGUGGCAUAUGUUCAGCACGAGCUUGUAUUGAGCUAUGAUGAUCACAUUACAUAUAUGUUAUGUACUUUUACUAAUAUUUUAAAAACAUGUUAAGCAAAAAUUUUCUGUCAAAUUUCUAUAUUAUGUGAAGUAUUUAAAAGAGCUUUAUUGUGACCUAACCAUAAUACCAAGGGCCAUAUUGAAGAG